Messenger RNA from Mixia osmundae IAM 14324, 1554 nucleotides. RefSeq lists its product as uncharacterized. Gene Ontology annotation, molecular function: sulfite transmembrane transporter activity. The record is from RefSeq and is a predicted model, not a curated record. Gene Ontology annotation, cellular component: plasma membrane. Gene Ontology annotation, biological process: transmembrane transport; sulfite transmembrane transport. NCBI's taxonomy places the organism in Eukaryota, Fungi, Basidiomycota, Mixiomycetes, Mixiales, Mixiaceae. The transcript is spliced from 2 exons. The coding region runs from base 1 to 1554 and encodes 517 amino acids.
AUGCGGUUCAGGCGUCAGGUGUCUGAUCAUCCCAUGCUCGUCUCGGACACAUCGGACAACGCAACUCAUCCGCCUUCCUCAGACUCGACCAUAGCAGAGCAUAUUUCAGAGGAUGAGGUUGCAGAUAGCCCGUUGGCCGGUCAAGCAGAAGUAGAACCGAAACGGCAAGACGAUCCGGCGCUCGCACAUGGAGAUGAUAUCGUACCAGAGACGCGAGGAGCUAAUGGACUAUCUCGAGCCGAGACGUCACCGGGCAGACCUCAACGACGGCUCUCGACGAUGAGCACACGGUCGAGGCUUUCUGCGACGAUCGAGAUCAACAAAGUGCUGCUCAAAGAUCGCAUCAUGCGAUUCACAGCCUCGUGGUUUACCGUCAUCAUGGGCACAAGCAUCAUCAACUCGCUUGCCUACCUGCUGCCGUGGACGUCGACCCAUGCAGGAUUGCGCGUCUUUGGGCUUUGCUUUCUUAUCGCCUCCUCGUUUCUGUUCAUCGUCUUCAGCAUAUUGACAAUAGCGCGCUACAUCCUCUUCAAGGGCAUCUUUCUCGUCGCACUACGACACGAAGUACAUGCGCUUUUCUUCGGCGCCAUACCCAUGGCACUCGCAACAAUCGCCGUCGGUAUUGCACUCCAGGGCGACGGUUGUGGCUUGCCCGGCGCAAUCGACGCGGGCGCAGGCCUAUGGUGGUCAAGCUUUCUGCUGGCAGCAGCGACAGCUACCGUCGUGCCUUGGGUCAUGUUCACGGAGCACAACCACUCGGAGGUAGCGCUCACUGCGACUUGGCUGCUUCCCGUCGUGCCCUUGCAAACAGUCGGCUCCGCAGGCGCAGAUAUUGCAGAGCUACUCGCAAGUCGCCGGCCAGGCUACGCAUUCACAAUACUCAUUUCAUCAUACAUUGCCAACGGAGUCGGCCUCUUGCUAUGCCUCUUCAUCCUGACGCUCUAUUUUCAGCGACUUGUAUUGCAUCAUCUGCCAGGUCGAGAAGUCAUCGUUUCGACCUUUCUGCCGCUCAGUCCCUGCGGUCAGGGUGCCGCAGCGCUCAUCAAUCUUGGCCGCAUCUCGACGACCAUCUUCCCAGAGAUGGCCCGCCGGCAUCCGGACAGCCAGUACCUGGCACUGCUUGCCCAAACAGCCUUGCCACUCUAUGGCGCAGGACUUGCAUUCGGCCUGAUGCUCUGGGGCCUAGGCAUCUGGUGGCUUGCACUCGCAGUCGUCUCUGUCUCGCGCUCUUACUGGAAGCGAGACGUCGUCUUCAACAUGGGAUGGUGGGCAUUCACGUUUCCUUGUGGGAGUCUCUGCUUGGCUACGCUUGCUAUUGCAGAAUCGCUCGAUUCAAUCUUCUUCCGCGUGAUUGCAACAAUGCUUGCAUUUCUCGUGCUGUUCACGUGGCUCUUGGUAGCAGUACCCACGAGCUAUGGGUGGGCAACAGGCAGCGUCUUCAUCUCGCCCUCACUAGAUCACUUGCCACCUAUUUUGCCGGUGCGCAUCUCUGCAAACAGCAGGAAGCGCCAUCGUGCUCUCCGCCACGCCCGUCUUAGAGGUCACAAGGGAUAG